This is a messenger RNA of Phalacrocorax carbo (great cormorant), 980 nucleotides long. The record is from RefSeq and is a predicted model, not a curated record. NCBI's taxonomy places the organism in Eukaryota, Metazoa, Chordata, Aves, Suliformes, Phalacrocoracidae.
GCCACGACCAGGCGCGGAGUCGGUGCCGCCGCUCCGGCGAGGUGACGGCGACGAGAGGCGGCCCCGACACCGGCCCCGGCCCCGGCGCCGGCCCCGUCACCCCGCGGCGGCGGCAGAACCUCGACGGCUACCCCGGCUGCUGGUCGCAGCGCUCUGCAUGGCGGCGGCGGCGCCCGACGGCACGGGCAGCGAUGGCGAGUCCGGAGGAGCUGCAAGUUUUCCGGGACUACGGGGAGAGCUGGUACCGCUUUCGGAAGGGGCUGGAGAGCCGUUUCCAGCCGCGGGAGCCGCUCGCCCAGCAGCCGCAGGUGACGGCGGAGGCACGCUGCAAGCUGGUCAGCUGGCUCAUUCCCGUAUACCGGCACUUCGGUAUCUCAUUCGAAGCGCUCUGUUUGGCCGUCAAUAUCAUCGAUCGCUUCCUUUCCACCACGCCGAUCGCCGCCGACUGCUUUCAGCUGCUUGGAGUAACGGCGCUUCUCAUAGCGUGCAAGCAGGUGGAGGUGCAUCCUCCCAGCAUGGAAGAAUUGCUGACCUUGUGCUGCAACGCGUUCAGUCGUCACCAGCUUCGCAACUUGGAAUGCCUCGUUUUGCGGCGCCUGGGCUUCGAGCUCGCAGCGCCUACCGUCAGCUUCUUUCUAGAGCAUUUCAGUCAGCUGCGGCUGGAGGCGCGAGGUGCCGAUGCUGGAGAAGCUGCAGACGCCCGCAGCCUGGCUGGAGGCAUGGCGGAGCUCAGCCUGGCCGACUACGCCUUCGUCAAGUAUGCCCCGUCCUUGUUGGCCGCCGGCAGCCUAGGGCUGGCAGAUUGCCUGCUGCGCCACCGCCGUCCCCUGGACCUGAGGAUCAGCGGCUACCCACAGUGGCUCCUGAGGCACUGUAUGACUCACCUCCGUCUCCUGGUGUCUCUCAACGGGCAGUCGCUACACCUCCUUCUUCCCCCAGAGGUGAUCCAGAAAUGUCGGUGUUUGUGGAGCAGCCGCUAG